Molecule: messenger RNA, 1521 nt
Organism: Spathaspora passalidarum NRRL Y-27907
Lineage: Eukaryota; Fungi; Ascomycota; Pichiomycetes; Serinales; Debaryomycetaceae
Exons: 2
Coding region: 1-1521 (506 amino acids)
Biological process (GO): regulation of peptide transport
Cellular component (GO): membrane
Source: RefSeq, a predicted model, not a curated record
AUGCAAAUACACCAUCAACCCCACGUUGGCACCCCCGCCACCACUGAUGCAGCGAUUGUUUCUGACCCCGCCGAAGUGGUAGAGAUCAUCAAUGACCAAGAACUAAAAAAUUACAGAUUAGGAGUAAUCCUCCUUGUUAUAUCGGUCAGUACGUGGAUCAUAGGUCUAGAGUUGGUAAACGUGGUACUAAAAGGUGAUGAUUACAACAAGCCGUUCUUGUUUGCAAUAAUUUCCGGUAGCUUUUACAGCUUGAACUUGAUCCCCGACAUAAUAAGCAUUUUCAAACGGAAAAUUUUUCCAAGGCGUGAAACAACAGAACAAAUUAAUGAAUUCACUCCAUUAAUAGAAAGUUCAAGUAGCAACUCUCUUUCUCAUCCCACCGAACUUUCCGGGUAUGAGGUGUUCACACUUGCCUUAACAAUCGCUGUGAUUUACCUUGUUUACAAUUUGUGUGUGAUGGAAGCACUUCAAUUCACGUCUGCUUCCAAUCAAACUGUUCUCGGAUCUUCAUCUUCGGUUUUCACCUUAAUCAUAGGAGUCUUGCUCAAAAUCGAACGCUUCAGCUGGAAAAAAGCAUUAUGUGUUGUUUGCAGUUUUACAGGAGUAUUCUUGGUAAAUUUCAGUGAUGCUAGUAGCGCUAAUGGCCAUAAGAACAAAUUUGAACCUAAGAAUCCAAGAUUAGGAAAUAUGUUAGCCUUGGGUGGAGCACUAGCAUAUGCAUUGUACUUGAUUAUUAUGAAAGUUAAAUGCGGGACUGGGAAUAAAACAACCAAUGAGAGAAGAUUGUUUGGAUAUGCUGGUCUCUUAACAUUAUUAAUGGGUAUUCCCACCCUAUAUGUUGUUGAUUAUUUUAAUGUUGAGAAAUUUGAAUUCCCACCUCCAAAUAAUGCUAUCUUGUUCAGUAUCUUGAUUAAUGGUGUAUUUUCGGCAAUUUCUGAUUAUACCGCAAUGUUAGCAAUGUUGCUAACUUCACCUUUAGUUGUUUCCUUAACAUUAACCUCGGGAAUUCCAAUUACCAUAUUCAUUGACUAUAUUAUCAUGUAUAUUACUCACACUAGUAAGAACAAACACACAAGUGUGGUUUACGUCUUUGGAAUAGUUUGCAUCUUGUUAGCAGUAAUACUUGUCAACAUAAACAUCACAUCUGAAAACGAGUUGAUUGAAGAAGUAAUAGAAGAAGCAAUUGAAGACUCAAUAAAGCGAGAUGAAGUGAUGUCGCCGGUCCUUUCUCCAUUACUUGGCCCAGUACAUAACCAUCAUUUAUUUAUUCCCGAAUCAUCAUUCCAUGUGGGUGUUCAUUCAUUUUCUCCAAAGUUGUUACCACCAAGACUAAUGAGACUGAUUUCAAGCUAUAAUUUAAAUGAAAGGUCGAAUACUGAAGAGGAGGAAGAUGAAGAUCUAACUGCAAGCAAAUUGAUUGUCGUUAAAGGUGCAAAUCAUAUGUAUCAUGUGAAACGAGAUUAUCAUGAAUCAGGUACAAACUCAACCAAGGGCUCACCCUGGCUACGUUCUACUCCAUAG